UGGGGUACUUAUGAGGUUUCCAGCUGUGGACAGUAGAGAGGCCAGUGUCCAAACUCAGGCCACCUGAACACCACUGUUCACACCUGCAAAGGCUAAGGGUCAUCCAGCCUUCAAGAUGCCCAAGGGGAACCAGCAACCUCAAGAUCUCGACACCACCACCACCGAGGGCAGCCACCCACCCCAACCCGCUCAAAAAUGCAACAAUCCGAGGCAGGCCCCAGAGCACACCCCUGCAGUGACCGAACAGAAGGCGACCACACCCCGAGGGAGAGGCCGGGUGGGGUCGGCGACACGCACGCAGUCCUCCCAGUCCAAGCUCUCGGGCCAGGGUUCGCGAACACGAGGUCCUCCUGCAGGCCAGCGGAACCCAGAGCGGACCAACGCCGCGGACCCAAGCAAGGGCAAGGGGCCGGCCUCGGGGCGGCGUGACAAUCGGCAGCGGGCGCCCUCCACCCCGAAACCGGAGCCCUCCACUCUGAAACCGAAGCCCUCCACCACGAAGCCCGAACCCUCCACCCCGAAGCCCGAACCCUCCUCCACCCCUGAUCCCCCCACCAUGGCCCGCGGCGGCAGUCAGAACUGGAGCUCCGGGGAGUCGGACGGCCAGCCAGAGGAGCAGACGUCCGAGGAGAGCGGAGACAAGAUGGUGAAGGAGACCCAGUACUAUGACAUCCUGGGGGUGAAGCCCAGCGCGUCCCCGGAGGAGAUCAAGAAGGCCUAUAGGAAGCUGGCGCUCAAGUACCACCCGGACAAGAACCCGGAUGAGGGCGAGAAGUUUAAACUUAUAUCCCAGGCAUAUGAAGUACUUUCAGAUCCAAAGAAAAGAGACAUCUAUGACCAAGGUGGAGAGCAGGCGAUUAAGGAAGGGGGCUCGGGUAGCCCCAGCUUCUCUUCACCCAUGGAUAUCUUUGACAUGUUCUUUGGUGGUGGAGGACGGAUGGCUAGAGAGAGAAGAGGCAAGAAUGUUGUACACCAAUUGUCAGUAACUCUGGAAGACUUAUAUAAUGGAAUCACUAAGAAACUGGCCCUCCAGAAGAAUAUAAUUUGUGAGAAAUGUGAAGGCAUCGGUGGGAAGAAGGGGUCCGUGGAGAAGUGCCCUCUGUGCAAGGGGCGGGGGAUGCAGAUCCAUAUCCAGCAGAUCGGGCCGGGCAUGGUGCAGCAGAUCCAGACUGUGUGCAUCGAGUGCAAGGGCCAGGGCGAGCGCAUCAACCCCAAGGACCGUUGCGAGAGCUGCAAUGGAGCCAAAGUUAUCCGGGAGAAGAAGAUUAUCGAGGUACACGUGGAGAAAGGUAUGAAGGAUGGGCAAAAGAUACUGUUUCAUGGAGAAGGAGAUCAGGAGCCUGAGCUGGAGCCUGGCGAUGUCAUAAUUGUGCUUGAUCAGAAGGAUCAUAGUGUCUUUCAGAGACGAGGCCACGAUUUGAUCAUGAAAAUGAAAAUUCAGCUUUCUGAAGCUCUUUGUGGCUUCAAGAAGACAAUAAAAACGCUGGAUGAUCGAGUCCUCCUUAUUACAUCCAAGUCAGGUGAGGUGAUCAAGCACGGAGACCUGAAAUGUGUGCGCAACGAGGGAAUGCCCAUCUACAAAGCCCCGCUGGAGAAAGGGAUGCUGAUCAUCCAGUUCUUAGUGGUCUUCCCUGAAAAACACUGGCUUUCUCAGGAGAAGCUCUCUCAGCUGGAGGCCCUGCUCCCCCCUCGGCAGAAGGUGAGGAUCACAGAGGACAUGGAUCAGGUGGAGCUGAAGGAGUUCAAUCCCAAUGAGCAGAACUGGCGCCAGCACAGGGAAGCCUAUGAGGAGGAUGACGACGGGCCCCGCGCUGGUGUGCAAUGCCAGACGGCAUGAGGGCGGCGCGGUGUAGCGUGGCCUGGUCGGACUAGCACAUGACGAAUGUAACCUUGGCACAAUGAAAAUGGCAUCGCUUUAAUAGCCUCGUGUUUGGGGUGUCCUGUGUAUGUGUUCAGCAGUCUCCAUUGCUGAGUUGUCUUUUGGGUUUGCUUGUUUCUCUUCUGGUUGUAACUUAAGUUGUAGCUUGAUUUCUAUUUAAAUGUUUUAAGUUCAAUCAUGUCUAGUCUGCAUAUGGAAUCUGUUCAUUUGUACUUUCAGGACAUACUCUGGAGAUGGUAGUCCCACACUGACCCUUUGUGCUUUUAGUGGCUUCGCCAUGGUUCAGUUCCACAGUAGGCACCCAUGGCCACACUUGGCCCCUAACAAAGGCCGAGAAGGUGGGUGUCUGGCCCAUCUCUCAUCUGUGGUUUCUCUUCCCUUCCUCCCUUGGCAGUCACCGAGGGUAUGAGCUCAGGUCUGCUGGUAUCUCUGGAUCUAGUCUAGAACUCCCCGACAGUAAAAGCACAUGUAUGGCUUGCACUUGGCCUAGCAUGCCUGUUCACUGAGGAGGCUCCACUCAAAAGCUGCAGGCCGGUCUAGCUCUACUCGGGUGUCCCCUUGAAUGGUUGGAGAGGGGUUUGUCUAACCAUCUGUCUUGGAAGUUGUCUGAACUUUCCAGGCCUUGUGAUGACAACCUCUUUUUAAAUAAGCCAAUAAAGCCAUUUGCCUGUGACCCACCA
Molecule: messenger RNA, 2559 nt
Organism: Peromyscus leucopus (white-footed mouse)
Lineage: Eukaryota; Metazoa; Chordata; Mammalia; Rodentia; Cricetidae
Gene: Dnaja4
Product: DnaJ heat shock protein family (Hsp40) member A4
Exons: 8
Coding region: 116-1837 (573 amino acids)
Biological process (GO): response to heat; protein refolding
Cellular component (GO): cytosol; cytoplasm
Molecular function (GO): Hsp70 protein binding; ATP binding
Source: RefSeq, a predicted model, not a curated record